AUGUCUCUUGCGUCGCAAGAGUUCUUUCCUGCGCGAGAUACCAGCUCCGAUACGCCCAGAUCGUCGCAAGAGCGGCGCUGCUACUCGUCGCCCACGUCCGUGGAGAGCUACGACAAGACGAAACCACAAGACUUCAAAGACGCGGCAAUGAGUCCGCUGUGUCCGCUGGACGGAGACCGCCGCGACAGCAGCGGCGCAGCAGAGCAGCCUGCACCCGGCCCGCUGCGCCAAGUGCGGCCGCGCGGCGGCUCGGCGGUCGACGACCAGGACAGCAUCAUUGACCGCAGAAGCGUGGUAGAAAACGGGUCGUUCAUUCAGGGUUUGAACGACGACGACAAAGUGCUUCUCAACAGCAACACCUCGCGCCACAAGCCGUCCCGCAGGGCAACCCAGGACUCGCUGCGCCAAUUCCCAUUCGACUCCGGAAAGCACGCCAAGAUUGUGCCCGUGGCUGAUCCAGAGGAGGAAAGCCCCGGCGCCGCCGCCUCGCCCGCCGAUGCGGUUGCAGACGCAGACGCAGAGCUCGAGGAGCUUGACAACGUAGCCACACUGCGACGCUCCAGGCCCUCUCGCGCCAGCUCCACACGCUCUUUCGGCACCAGUAACAGGCCUGGUGCCAUCAGCGACGGCUCACUGAAGAGGUCCGAAUCCGCCACGGCCGAAAUCAAGAAAAUGCGCGAGUCUCUAUUGCACAAGCGCGAGAUGCGCAAGAAACAGCGCAACUUCCUGGACGACGACCGCGUGCUGAUUGGCAACAAGGUCAGCGAGGGCCACGUUAACUUUACCAUCGCCUACAACAUGCUGACCGGCAUCAGGGUCGCUGUGUCCCGGUGUUCGGGCAUUAUGAAGCCGCUCACGCCCCGCGACUUCCGGAUGACCAAGAAGCUGGCGUUUGAUUUCCACGGCAACGAGCUCACGCCAAGCUCUCAAUAUGCAUUCAAGUUCAAAGACUACUGUCCAGAAGUUUUCCGGGAGCUCCGCGCGCUCUUUGGUCUCGACCCUGCGGACUACCUAAUGUCUCUGACCUCCAAGUACAUCCUCAGCGAAUUGAACUCUCCCGGGAAAAGCGGCUCAUUUUUCUACUUUAGCAGGGACUACAAGUACAUCAUCAAGACCAUCCACCACGCGGAACAUCAGCACCUGCGCCGAACGCUGAAGGAGUACUACACACACAUCAAAGAAAACCCCGAUACGCUGGUCUCCCAAUUCUACGGACUGCACCGUGUGAAGAUGCCAAUCUCGUUCAAAAGCAAGAUCAAGCACCGAAAGAUAUACUUCCUGGUAAUGAACAACCUGUUCCCACCUCACCUGGAGAUCCACGCGACCUUCGAUCUGAAGGGCUCGACGUGGGGCCGCUACACGAAGGUGUACAACCCUCCACAGAACCCGGACGAAGAAGCCCACAGGCCGGUUCUCAAAGACCUGAAUUGGCUGGAAGAACAACGCAGUAUUUUGUUUGGGCCUGUUAAAAAGAAGAAGUUCCUUCAGCAACUGGAAAGGGACGUGGACUUGCUCGCGCGCCUGAACAUCAUGGACUAUUCCUUACUGUUGGGCAUACACGACAUGGAAAAGGGUAAUGAUUUAAUAGAUGAACGCAAUAGGUUAACCAUGUUCAAUCCCAGCCAGCCACAGUUGAAGGAAGUUAGACGCAAGUCUGUGGCCGAAGAACAGAUGCGGAAUAAGUCCAAAACGGCUGUCGAGCGAUUUUUUCAGCAGGAUGAGGGCGGUAUACGUGCAUCUGACCAGUUCAAUAACGACCUCAACACCAUUUACUACGUCGGAAUCAUUGACUGUCUCACAAACUACUCCUGCAUAAAGAAGCUCGAAACGUUCUGGCGCGGGCUUAAUCACGACCUGAACGAGAUAAGUGCGGUCCCUCCACGCGAUUACGGCAGCCGCUUUUACGAUUUUAUGGCUGCGUCUGUAAACAGAACCCCGGUCCAACGCUACAAAGAUAAUCCAAAGGUCAAGGAGUUCAAGGACAGCCCUGCCCCCAGGAAAACAACUAAAGAAGAAUGA
Molecule: messenger RNA, 2019 nt
Organism: Lachancea thermotolerans CBS 6340
Lineage: Eukaryota; Fungi; Ascomycota; Saccharomycetes; Saccharomycetales; Saccharomycetaceae
Gene: MSS4
Product: 1-phosphatidylinositol-4-phosphate 5-kinase
Exons: 1
Coding region: 1-2019 (672 amino acids)
Biological process (GO): phosphatidylinositol metabolic process
Molecular function (GO): phosphatidylinositol kinase activity
Source: RefSeq, a predicted model, not a curated record